This is a messenger RNA of Drosophila mojavensis, 2061 nucleotides long. It is a transcript of the gene Pgi, whose product is annotated as glucose-6-phosphate isomerase. Gene Ontology annotation, biological process: glycolytic process; gluconeogenesis; glucose 6-phosphate metabolic process. The record is from RefSeq and is a predicted model, not a curated record. Gene Ontology annotation, cellular component: cytosol. The transcript has 6 exons. Bases 146 to 1822 code for a protein of 558 amino acids. Lineage: Eukaryota; Metazoa; Arthropoda; Insecta; Diptera; Drosophilidae. Gene Ontology annotation, molecular function: glucose-6-phosphate isomerase activity; monosaccharide binding; carbohydrate derivative binding.
UUGGCACCGUAUAUAUAUUGACAGUGUGGCAACACCGCAACUUGUUUUUCAUUUGACAUUGAAGUUGCACAAAUUUCCAGCAGCUGGCGGUUGAAUUUUGUCUUUGUUUGUGUCAACUUGUGUUAACAAAACCUUCGAAAGGAAAAUGGCUGGUACACUGCCCCCGCUUAAUCAAGAGCCGAUUUUCAAGAAACUCCAGGAAUACUAUGACCUCCAUAACAAAGAGCUCAUCAUUAAGGACCUGUUUAUCAACGAUCCUAAACGCUUCUCCAAAUACAGUUUGCGAUUGUCAACGCCCAACGAUGGUGAAAUUCUGUUGGAUUAUUCAAAGAAUCGCGUGAAUGAGGAAGUAUGGCCUCUGCUGCUGGAGUUGGCUAAGGUGAGACGCGUUGAGACGGCACGAGAUGCCAUGUUCGGUGGACAGCACAUCAAUAUAACCGAAAAUCGUGCUGUUUUGCAUACGGCCUUGCGUAAUCGCGGCGGAGAAUCUGUACUCCUUGAUGGCAAGGAUGUGAUGCCCGAUGUACGCGCUGAGUUGGCGCAUAUGAAGGAGUUCACCAACAAGGUCAUUUCUGGCGUUUGGCGAGGCUGCACCGGCAAACAAAUCACCGAUGUGGUUAACAUUGGCAUCGGUGGCUCCGAUUUGGGUCCACUCAUGGUCACCGAGGCGCUGAAGCCCUAUGGCAAGGGCUUGCACUCGCAUUUCGUAUCGAACAUCGAUGGCACCCACAUGGCGGAGGUACUGAAAAAGGUCAACUAUGAGACAACGCUGUUCAUCAUUGCGUCCAAGACCUUUACCACACAAGAGACGAUCACAAAUGCCACUUCGGCCAAGACUUGGUUGCUGGAGCAUGCCAAGGAUGAGGAUUCGGUAGCCAAACAUUUUGUUGCCCUGUCUACAAACAAGGAAAAGGUAACCGCGUUCGGUAUCGACAGCGCCAACAUGUUCGGCUUCUGGGAUUGGGUGGGCGGACGCUACUCUCUCUGGUCUGCCAUUGGCUUAUCCAUCUGCUUGUCCAUUGGCUUUGAGAACUUUGAACAGCUGCUCGAGGGUGCAUACUAUAUGGAUACUCAUUUCCGCACUGCACCACUGGCGAAAAAUGCACCCGUUAUUCUGGCUCUGCUUGGCAUUUGGUAUUCCAAUUUUUAUAAUGCCGAGACGCACGCUCUGCUGCCAUACGAUCAGUAUAUGCAUCGAUUUGCCGCAUAUUUCCAACAGGGCGAUAUGGAGAGCAAUGGCAAAUUUGUCAGCAAAUCGGGCAAGAAAGUUAGCUAUAAUACGGGUCCAAUAGUUUGGGGCGAGCCAGGCACAAAUGGCCAACAUGCCUUCUAUCAGCUCAUACAUCAGGGCACACGCUUGAUUCCGUGCGAUUUCAUCGCACCAGCACAAACGCACAAUCCCAUUGCCGGUGGUAAACAUCACAAGAUAUUGCUCUCGAAUUUCCUAGCUCAAACGGAGGCCCUUAUGAUGGGCAAGACCGCCGAUGAGGCCAAGAAUGAGCUCUCCAAGGCGGGCCUGUGCGGCAACGAGCUGGAAAACUUGUUGCCCCAUAAGGUCUUCGUUGGCAACCGCCCGACCAACUCGAUUGUGGUCAAGAAAGUCUCACCAUUCACUUUAGGUGCAUUGAUUGCCCUCUAUGAGCACAAGAUCUUUGUGCAGGGCAUCAUUUGGGACAUCAACUCGUUCGAUCAAUGGGGCGUCGAGUUGGGCAAACAGCUGGCCAAGGCCAUUGAGCCAGAGCUGGAUAACUGCGAAGAGGUCUCCAGCCACGAUAGCUCCACAAAUGGCUUAAUCAAUUUCAUCAAAGCCAACUGGAAGUAGAUCGCGCGCAUACCUAAAUUUGACAGUUACGUCUUUUACUUAUUUAUAUACACGCUAUGCGAAAUUCUGUUCUUUGGCACAAAAUUCAAAACUAUACUAUAUUUGCAUGCAUAUUGGAAUUAUAAACAUAACGCAUUUUGUUUGCAAAUUGGCGAAUUAUCUCACUAUCGGUAGUUACACUAUAUUACACAGGUAUAUAUGUUGUUGUUGAAUGUAGCUAAAUUACAUGUAAAACAGUU